AUGUCUGGCCCAGAGAAUGUCCUUAUCGUCGGCGCAAAUCGGGGAAUCGGCUUCGAACUGGCGACCCGAUUCGUCAAGAAGGGGUACAAUGUCUGGGGCACAUACCGGCCCCAGACGCGGGGCGAUAGCUCAGUGUCGGACCUCAAAGGAAGCGGGGUGCAUACGAUAGAGCUCGACUUUACCGACGAGGCUUCCAUCAAUGCCGCAGCGCAAGAGUACGGCAACAGGCCGCUCGGCAUCCUGGUCAACUGUGCAGGCGUCUACCACCAGUGGGAUGACAAGGCGUUCACGGAACUGUCCGCGGAGGAUUUGAUGGUCCACUUCAAGGUCAACGUCGUGGGCCCGUUUCUUGCAUCCAAGGCCUUCCUCCCAGCGCUCGAGAGGGCGGGCCAGGGCAAGAUCGUCAACGUGUCGUCGGACAUGGCGAGCAUCGCCGACAACACGGGCGGCAACGCCUGCUACCGCGUGUCCAAGGCGGGCGUCAACCAGCUGACCAAGACCAUGGCCGUCGACCUGGCCAAGCUGGGGUCCAAGGUGCUGGCGCUGGCCGUGCACCCGGGCUUCGUGGCGACCAAGAUGACGGGGUACUUUGGGAAGGACGACAUGGACGAGUGCAUGGCGGCGCUGGCCGAUGUCAUUGUGCGAUUCGGCACUGCCGACGGCGCGGCGAUUCCCCACGGGGGCUACGUGAGGUGGAAUGGCGAUAUCAUGGCCUAUUAA
This is a messenger RNA of Lasiosphaeria miniovina, 720 nucleotides long. RefSeq lists its product as uncharacterized. Gene Ontology annotation, molecular function: oxidoreductase activity. The record is from RefSeq and is a predicted model, not a curated record. The transcript has 6 exons. Gene Ontology annotation, cellular component: cytoplasm. NCBI's taxonomy places the organism in Eukaryota, Fungi, Ascomycota, Sordariomycetes, Sordariales, Lasiosphaeriaceae. The coding region runs from base 1 to 720 and encodes 239 amino acids.